AUGACCCAAUCCCAAUCCACCAACGAACUCCCCACGGCGGUUGACUUCAGCCACCAUAUCAACUCCCGCUCCCGGGCGCGUCAUCCCAGCCCCCUCAAGGACAUUAUUCGUUUUAUGGCCGUUGAGGACAUGGUCAGCCUGGCAGGAGGCCUUCCACAUCCUUCCUUCUUCCCAUUCCACACAGUCACUGUAACCGCAUCAGCUCCGACAGCCGAGAACAGCCUCUGCUCCCUCGAAUUACCCCUUGAGGGUUUCUUGCAAUAUGGGUCGGGAUCAGGCAAUGCCGAACUACGUGCCUGGUGCCGCGAGUUUACCCAACGGGUGCAUCGACCGGCAUACGCAGACUGGGAAGUGCUGCUGCAUCCCGGAAACACCAACGCAUGGGGUAAAGUGGUUGGCCUGUUAUGUGAGCCAGAUGACUACAUCCUGUGUGAGAGUUACACCUACCCUUCCGCGCAGGCCUUUUGGAUCCCCCUGGGUAACAAGGCGGCCCCAGUUCCAUCGGACGCGGAAGGCAUGCGUGCUGAUGCUCUCGCUCAAACAUUGCGCGAAUGGGAUGAUUCCCACCCUGGCGCCCGGCAGCCGCGCGUGCUGUACCUUGUCAGUGUCGGCUCCAACCCAUCGGGCGUUACGAUGAGCACAAAACGUCGACAAGAUAUUUACGAUGUGUGUGUUGAGCACGAUGUCAUCAUUGUCGAGGACGACCCAUACUUUUUCCUGCAGUAUCCGGAAUACAAUGCUAGUCAGGUCGCCAUGGACGACCCUGAACUCGUCGGAAACGAUGAGUUCUUGAGGUCCUUGACACCGUCAAUGCUCCAAAUCGACCACCAGGGCCGUGUCAUCCGGUUGGAGUCCUUUAGUAAGACACUGGCACCGGGUCUGCGGCUCGGCUACUUUGUCGCUAAUUCGGUGUUCACGGAGCGACUGCUUCGUGCGACCGAAGUCGAGACCCAGGAUCCAUCCGGCCUCUCACAGGCGCUUACCCUCCGCUUGAUGCAAAGCUGGGGUAUCGGCGGCUAUCUUGGAUGGCUGCAGGGGCUAAGUGUGGAGUACCGUUGCCGACGUGACUGGAUGAUUGACGCCUUUUCGCAGCAUUUCCGCCUUGAGAACGCGGCGGAGGAUAGCAGAGCCCUGGUGGCCCACCUCAGUGACAUUCCUAUUUUCUCCUUCGUACCACCGACCGGUGGUAUGUUCAUCUGGGCCUGCUUUUAUCUGUCGCAGAACUCUGCCUUUAAGCAGCUACGGCACGAUGAGAACGUGGUUGAUCCGGAGCAGACUGUGGCCGACCAGCUUUGGCGGCAGUUCGCCGAGGCCAAAGUCCUCCUGACCCCGGGGUCUUAUUACCACCCCUGGGAGGGGCCGGACAAAAUUACAACCCACGCGCGCGGAGCCACACCCUCGACGACCAACUUUCGGUUUUCCUUCUCCAUGACGACGAAGGAAGAGAUGGAGCGUGGUAUUGCGCGAAUGGCUCGAGUGAUACGGGCGUCGUGGAAGCUUGACCAGUUAGUAGGUUAA
Molecule: messenger RNA, 1518 nt
Organism: Aspergillus costaricaensis CBS 115574
Lineage: Eukaryota; Fungi; Ascomycota; Eurotiomycetes; Eurotiales; Aspergillaceae
Product: aminotransferase-like domain-containing protein
Exons: 5
Coding region: 1-1518 (505 amino acids)
Biological process (GO): L-tyrosine biosynthetic process; aromatic amino acid catabolic process
Molecular function (GO): L-2-aminoadipate:2-oxoglutarate transaminase activity; pyridoxal phosphate binding; aromatic-amino-acid:2-oxoglutarate transaminase activity
Source: RefSeq, a predicted model, not a curated record